GAAAGAUGCGCAGAUUGAGCUUGACGCAUAGGACACAAAUUCUUAACAACUUUGUUAACGAAACAUCAUGUUGUCAACUGUAGUCAUGUAAAUCAUAAAGACGAAUGCAAAGCUUGCAUCGUUUGCAAGGGAGAAAAGGUUGCGUAAUUGCACGUGACUGGCACACGGUAGAUUUCUGACAUCUUUUACGAGUAAAGUUACUGAGUAAAGCAGGUAAGUCAUGCUUGCAAGACUGCUGCGAGGUCUCGCAGGACGCAUUUUGGUUUUCCGCUGAAGGGUUCAAACCAUGGAGGACGCUGAAGACCAGCGUCUUGAAAAGAAGAGGUCGAAACCCAAGAGAGAAGACAAAGGUCCAAAGAAGCAAUGGAGACCCUGGAGAGACCUUUUGAGGACUCAGGAUGCGGUGCUUUUCGUGCAGAGCUUCGAGACUGAAAAAAAGACUUUGAUGAGUGUUGCAGCGGAUGGAUUGGUGGCACUCUAUGUCUCCAACCCUCUUGGCAUCGUUUCACAAGAGCAGACCUUUCAUCUCAAAAGGGAAACAUCAACUACACCAAGACAUAGCCUAACAAGUCUCACAAGUGAUACUGCGCCCAGCUCUGCAAUUUGGUGUUCCUCUUUAACGAUGGCAGCUAGUUCGUUGCCUCCAAGCAUUCUCUACGGAGGACACGUGAAUGGAUCUGUGUCAGCCUGGUCUGCACGUGGCGCCUUACUCCUUGAAGUGCCCCAGGCGCACGCAGCGGCCGUGACAAGAGCUUGUUGUCUCAGUACCUUCGAGAUGGCUGAGGAGGCUGAUGCGGACGGACACGGUGCUCGACUGAAAAGUGAAGGGCCAGAUCUUGCCACGGCUUCCCUUGAUGCAACCAUUCGAAUUUGGCAAUUGCUUGAGGAUGAGAGAUGUGAAAGUAGCGGAUUUUCGCCAGGUUGUUUGUUCAUUUUGGAUUUGGGCCUUCGGAAUCCAGUAGCGGACCUUGUUCUUCUGUCGCCUGAGGAGAUUCUUGUUGCCACUUGGGAUGGACAGGUGCGUUUUGUUGAUUUGAUGCCUACGGAGGCGCCGGCAGACGCACCUGCAGCUUGCUCCAGGGCAUUGCAGGUGACUAUGGGACAAGUCAGGUCAAUCUGCAAAUGGCGCAAGAAGGGGGAGGAUGAAUGGCAGCUGUUUGCAGGCACCGACGAAGGUACCAUUUCAUGUUGGGCUCCUAGUGGGUCGCCUGGUUUAGCAUCAUCCUCUGCACUUGUGCCUUCCUGGAGUCAGCGGCUGUCAUGGCAGGGGCACUGGAGCCAUGUCAUUGCUUUGAGCAGCUGCAAGGAUUGGCUGAUAAGUUGUGCAGAGGACAAGCACGUACGGCUUUGGGAUGCCACUUCGGGCAAGCUUUUGUCUGACCUCUGGGGUCACAGUGCUGGGAUCUUGUGUGCCUGUGUGUCAUGGCCACUUCUGUGGACAGGCUCACGUGAUCACACCGUGCGAUCGUGGGAUCUUCAAGAAAUUGCCAAUCAGCUUCGAGAGCUAUCAACCAUGGAGACUUGCGAUGCCCAAUCCUUUCACUAUGAAAUCACUUUUUCUCGUUUGACUGCCAAGCAGUUGAAGAAGCUGGCUGCUGCAGCCAAAGCCGCCAAAGCCGCUAAGAGCGAGCGUCGCAACAGAACCCGCUGAGGUAUUGUACAUAGGUGACCAAAAGAGGUCCAAGAGCUCGAGAAAACCAAUGUCAAAGAACAAAA
Molecule: messenger RNA, 1716 nt
Organism: Durusdinium trenchii
Lineage: Eukaryota; Dinophyceae; Suessiales; Symbiodiniaceae
Source: the annotation of a GenBank genome assembly